Vitrella brassicaformis is the source of this 2649-nucleotide messenger RNA. The record is from the annotation of a GenBank genome assembly. Lineage: Eukaryota; Vitrellaceae.
CAGCACAUAUAUUGCUACUGGAAGAGACGAUUUUCUUCCCUUCAUCGGUGGUCGCGUCAUGUCACAUAGAGUUGGCAAAGCUACGCAGAUACACUGACCCGGUCAUUCACACGCUUCCAUCCAUCCAUCCAUCCGUCCAGCCGACCUACGAAAGGCGCUCACGCCACGUGAGUCAGGCGGUCAGUCGUGUGUGUGCAGUAGGAAGCUGAGAGCGGCAUGGAAUGUCGAGAAGAAGUAUGACGACUCGGCCAGGCGGCUCUCGGACGGCUUCUGCGACAUGUGCAGGUCCACUAAGGCCGCGUGCGACAGCACCUGGACCAAACCGCUCAUCGCCAACGCUCCGAUGAACAGACCCAAGACGUCGUCCGCUGUGAUCUGUCGGGGCAGAAAGAGAUGACUGAUGUGACUGAUUUCUCCCUUCAUUGUGUGUAUGUGCGUGUGUACCUCACUCACCUCGACAGGUCGCCUUGACUGCACGGCUCCCCUGGCCGCUUUCUUAGUGUGCUCUUCAACGCUGCCUGAAUACAAUGCACACACGCAUCCCUCCAUCCAUCGAUCGACAUGGAGUGCGGGGAUGCGGUGUAAUGAGUGUGGUGGUGUCAUCUCAUGCAGUGCAGUCAGUGUGUAGUGUCCUGUACGGUGGAUGAGUUGGCAGCUGUCCCGGAUGCAGUCGAGCUUCUCGUGAGGGGACGCCAGAUCCUCCAGCUGAGUGAGUGAUACACACGGUGGACACACACACACAUCCACUGGCAUUGAUGUGCCUAAACCAGUUCCCCCGUUCACUUCACGUGUGUGUGUGUGUGUGUACCUCUUUCAGCUUGUCUGCCGGUGGCUGCAGGUUGACGUCCCGCAACGCCGAAGGAAUCUGCGGCGGGCCGGGCCACGACAGACAGUCACACAUUGUCUGUCAACUGGCUGCUCGUGCGCAAACCACCAACCAACCUACCUGGAAGUAGUCGAAGAACUGUCUGCUGACGGCGAGGCUCUUGAGUUUCCGCUGCACGAUGGCCUCCUUGUCGCUGAGGGCCUUGGUCAGGUGGUCCCACAGAAAGGGGUGCAGCUGGCUGUAGACGUACCUGCACACAGACAUAGGGAAGCGGUACGAGAUGAGAGAGUGGUGGGUGUGUCCAUCCCUCCAUCCCUCCAUCCAUCCAUCCAUCUGUUGUGUGUGGUGUGGUGUGCGUGCCUUUCCAUGGUGAGGUGUAGCUGGUGUCUGUGUUGUCCCAUCGCCCCACCGACUUGCUGGCUCUGCUGACGCCAUACACGACCCACCUGUGAGUACAGAUGCACACAAGCAAAAGGCAGGCAGACAGGCCGGGCACACAGGAGGACAGAAUCGUGUAGGUCGGUGGCUGCCUGAUGGAUGGAUGGAUGGAUGGAUGGCUCACUCCUUCACUCUCUGACCGCUUCUGAGCAGAUCUCCUGCAGUCGGUACGCCACAUCGUCCUCCAGACCAGCCACCUGCAGCCAUCGACACCCGCCCGCACACACAUCCCUCCGUCCCUUUAUCCCUCCCUCCCUCCAUCCCUCCCUCCCUCCCUCCCUCACCAGCACGUAUGUGUUCUCGAAUCGUCGAAGGGUCCUGCUGAGGCUCUUCUGCAGCGUCUGAUCCAGCUGAAACCACCUGUUUAUGGGGGGCGGACACACGCACACGACCACACACAACAGGGCAAUCAUGACUUGGGCUGCCAUUCGCCAAGCCAUCCAUCCAUCCAUCCCCUACUCGUGCACGGUUUGCUCCACGGCAGCUGCGGUUGACAUGGCUGCGGCGGAUGGCGACCCCUGUGACCCACUGCGUGACGAGUUGCGGCCCCGGCUGGUGGUGCCGCGGCCCGACACGGUGCCGGUGCUCUCAAAUCGACCCUGGAGAGGGCGGUCGAUGCACACCACUGACGGAUGGAUGGAUGGCACAGACAUAGAGGUAGAGUGGUGUUUGAAUGAGUUCAUUGGAUCGUUGUGUGGUGCCUGCCUCCCUGCCACUGACAGACCUUUGAAGGUGUUUCCAUGGUCGUACAGGCUCUCCUCUUGCACGACGGCGCAGACGCGCUGCUCUUUGAAGCCGAACGACGUGAACACACAACUGUUGCGGAUCUCUGCAGCAGGGCGGGUGAACGGACUCACUCAUAGGACGCUUGGUAGCCUGUGGAUGUCUGUCUGCCUGUCUGUCUGUCUGUCAGUCUGUCUGAGUGGGUGUGGUGGCUCACCCACUCCCUGCCCUAUGACAUUCAGAAAGUGGCCUGGAAUCAACACACACGCACUCAUCAACCAAUCGAUGGCUGCACUCCUCCUUCAGGUCUGUCUGUCCGCUAUACGCACCGCACCUGGUAUGUGUGUUGCCUGCAGAAUAUGAGUCUCUGACAAACACAAACACACAACACACACAAAGAUUCAACUCAUUGCACUGCAUGUCUUCUUUGCCGCAGACAGACAGACAGACAGACAGACGGCCUGACCGAUGAGCACUUGUGUGAUGUGGACGCCCAGCAGCGACGACGCGCACGGCAGCAGCAGAAUGGUCUGCUUCUCCGCCACGAACUUGUAGAGUUUGUCGAAGUUUUGCCGCAGCACAGUGAGGAACGGGUUGGAGCUCAGAUCUUCGCCUCCUGGGACACCUGCACUCAUCCUGAUAGCCCGUGAGCAGAUCUUUUC